ACCUCGUCUAACAUCCUAGCCACGGGUGCUUGCCGGACUGCAGACCUCUAAACCGACCCUUCUCCAGUGGCUGGUUGAGAUGCCUCACCCCACCCCGAACGGCGUGCACAGCGCUUAACACAAUAGUCUUGGUGCUUCACUACGUAGUAGCUCCGAGUUCAUGCACACCAUGUGAGUGGCAUGCACACUAUACGCACUACAUGCACUAUGGCUGUUGGUAGGUAGGUAGGUAGGCAGGCAGUAUAUACACCUUUUCGUGUCCUCCCUUGCUUCGCGAUCCAACAUGUUGAAGAAACUUUUCCAUUUUUGCACCCUUGAAUUUGUACCUCCUCUGUUGGUUGGUAAUCGGGGCCGAAUUUCGACCAUUGAAUUCCUAGCGAAUUCCUUGUACACACACGGGUAUGCACGAUCGUGUCCAACCUCGCUGAAUACUCUAUUUUCUGCCCUACCAGGAACCUCGGGAUCGCGCCCCUGCAGUGGGCUGCAUUGGAGUGAAUAUUUCGACAAGUGCUCAUGUUUCUACCCUCAUUCAUAAAUAGAAACUUGGUGUUUUAGGCUAUUCUUCGUUUGAGACGGAAGAAAAGAAAUAUAUAGCUUCAAGACAAUGCCGUCUAGUGGGCCUUCUGGAGGACUCUCCCUCUUCCCUAAUACUAAGUCACCGCCGCGGAAGUCGACUCCUAAACCGCGCGCCGCCACUCCACAAUCAUAUCGGGAGCAAGGCUCAUCAUUCGAGAUGACGCCCCCGAGAAAUGGACGGCAUACACCAGAAGAUCUGUCCGAAUUCGUUAUUGAUGGUUCACCCUCUAGAGCUAACGAAGGUUUGGCUUCCAAUAAUCCAUACUAUUAUCAGGCCCAGGCCGGGCCGUCAGUAUCGAGGCCAGUUCCAGCGUCAGAGGUACCAAUACGGACAGACACAGCGUUCUCAGGGACAAGCACGUUGGUGAGGAGUGAAAGUGGACGGUCACGAAAUUCAAUCGCCAAGAGACCCCUGGACGAUUCAUCGUCAUCGCGGCCAGUGGCAGAACCAGGCAUUCGCUCGAUGUUCCCACAGUACGAUCAUACUCUACCGUUUGACCGUCAAGAGUACUACCCAACCCAAACAAGUCCAACUCACAUCCCAAGGACUGUAAUCAAUAGGCAAUCUCAUAUUCCCGAGAGUCGAAGCCCGCCAAUGCUCAGUCCAUUACGGAGCCCUAUGAGCGUUAACUCGACGCAGCAGCGAUGGCCUAGACGGCCUCAAGACCCUCCUGUAAUUCCAGCAGUGAACACAACGGAGGAACUUCGCGACUUCUGGAAGGUAGCCAAUGGAUGGAAGGCUUCUGCAUUAGAAGGGCGGUGUUUUUGCAUGAAACUAAUCCCAGAAAAGGACACGCCGAUUUAUAAUCUAACAUCAUCUACCACACAACCACUCUAUCACAUGCGAGUAGAUCCGACCUCUGCAUCUGCUUAUGUAACACUCAGCCGACACGACCCAAGUAAACCUUGCAAAGACAAAGAUCCAGCCGCAAGCCCAAGGUCAUCGGGUGGCUUUCUAGGAGCUCUCCGGGAGUCCGAGACAAAGUCGUGGCAAGAAGCUAUGGUCACCACGCUAGAAGAGCCAUCCCGUCGCUUACCGCCGAACGACGGCUUAGUCGCCCUUUUAUAUCCAAGCGCGGCGAGCAAGGUAGCAUUAGAUAGACCGGACGACAUACAAGCCGUCAUGGCAGCCGAAAGGGAAUGCGCACGUUUGGUCUGGGACGAAGAUAUCCAGAACUACUUCUUAGUACACCCGGCGCUCGCAACACCGUUCUGUAUCACGAUAGAGCGCAACCCGACCUGGAGCCGCACGGAGUAUACCGUCGAGCAUAUCGAGUCACCACACCACAUCGCAAAGCUAACGCGGGACGGCACGGGCGAGGGGUGGAUGGAGCUCGACACGCUGGUGGCCGGGCGCAUCGACAGCUACUACAUCCUCGACGUCGCCGUGUGUGCCCUCCUGCUCAUCGCGAACAUCGACGAGAGGAACGUGCUAGUCGAGCAGUUCGAGCCGCCGCCCCCCGCGCACCUGCGAUCCUCAACCUCGAACCCGGACUUCCGCCGCAGCAGCAGCAGCCGGCUCAGCGGCAAGAUCCUGGGCGUCAGCAGCAGCAGCAGCAAGAAGCAGAGCAGGAAGCGCGGCCGCAUCGAGGAGCUGGAGCUCGAUCUGGAGAGCCAGGCGAGCAGCCUGGGCGGCAAGCUGAACAUCAAGGACAAAGACAAGGAGCGGCUCCCCGGGACGGCGCGCACGGUGCUCAAGCUUCUGGGCUUCGGGUUCAAGUGUGUGAUCUGGGCGCUCACGCUGGCGUUCAAGGCGCUCAUGGCGAUUGUGGUCGGCUUGAGCAAGUGUUUGACGAGUGAAAAGCUUUAAUUGGCGUUUUUUUUGGGGGGGAAAGGCGGGAGUAGGCUACAAGAAAG
Hypoxylon fragiforme is the source of this 2433-nucleotide messenger RNA. RefSeq lists its product as uncharacterized. The record is from RefSeq and is a predicted model, not a curated record. The transcript has a single exon. NCBI's taxonomy places the organism in Eukaryota, Fungi, Ascomycota, Sordariomycetes, Xylariales, Hypoxylaceae. Bases 605 to 2386 code for a protein of 593 amino acids.